Messenger RNA from Prorocentrum cordatum, 1227 nucleotides. Lineage: Eukaryota; Dinophyceae; Prorocentrales; Prorocentraceae. The record is from the annotation of a GenBank genome assembly.
AUGUGCCGCGGCGGCUUGCUCCUGCUGGCCGCGGCUGCCCAGUGCGCUGCGGCCCCCGGCGCCGGCGACCUCGCCUCGGGAGGCGCGCCGCGCUCGGAGGCGGAGGCGGAGGGCCAGCAGGAGUGCGAGCACGCGGCCAUGCGCGUGCAGGCCCUGCAGACGCGCUCGUCGCUGGCGGGCGCGCGCUCGCACGAGGACCCCGAGCCCGAGGCCGCGGACCCUGGCCCCAAGCCCCUGGGGCCUGCGGAUCUGGACAUGCGGGAGUUGACCGGGUACGCGGAGGGCAACCCGUACGUGCCCGGGCCCAACGUCUACCUCAAGGAGAUGGUGGACCCGAGCAAUUGUUGGGGCUAUUGCCUGGACAUCGCUGGGUCUCCACCCAAGCCCCUCUGCGAGUCGGUGCAGGGCCACUCCUGCAAGACCGAGGGCGAGGACACCCAGUUCACAUAUGAUAUCGAGAAGCAUGAGAUUCGUUCGGUCAACUUCAACCACGAGUGCGACGCGCUGUAUAGCGGGAACAACAGCGUCAGGGUUUGGAAGGCCGCCGUCGACAACACCAAGCAGGCUUGCCUCCAGGUCGACGGGGACUUUGUGGCGGGCGCCACCCUGAGCAUGGGUAAGUGCGACGGCCAAGGGCAGCAGAAGUUCAUCUAUACGCCCAAGAUGCAAUUUGCCGUCGGGGACGGCACCCUCUGCCUCGUCCUUGGCACCGAGAGGGAGGCCUUGCCGGACAUGGUGAUGCGCUCCGCCGAGCUCCAGAGGUGCGAUUCGUGGCCGUCCGAGCUGUCCACGUGGGAGGUCCUCUUGGAGGACCACGUGCCGCUCUCGUCGCUGCACCCGCCGCCCGCCGCCGCCGGCCUGGCCGCCCGCGACGGCGGCGUGGCCGCGGCCGCGCUGGCGGCGGCGCGUGCGGCGCGGGAGCACUCCGCGGCCGCGAGCGCCGCGUACGAGGUGGCGGCGAAGCUGGCCGCGGCGGUGGUGUUCGGGCAGCAGGAGGGCCGGGCCCCGCCGGGUCGCGACGGGCUUCGCGUCCUGCACGAGCUCGCGCUGCUCGGCAUCGGCGGGCACGGGGGCUGCCCGGCGCGGGCGGAGGACGGGCUGCUGCACCUGGCCAAGGCGCUCUCCGUGGAGUCGCCGCCGGGGACGCCUCCCGCUUGCCGCUCGGGCAGGCCGGGUUCGCCGUGGCAUCCUGCGGCGCGCUCGUCUUCGACUGCCUGGGUGGUGUGA